AUGGCAACAUUAAGUGUACCAACAAGACAUCUUAUUCAUUUAAAGAGUAUCAAUAAAGCAGAGAAUCUACUCGAUCAUACCUAUAAAGCAACAGGAACAUAUGAAAUUGGUAGAGGAUCACUUGGUAUAAGUGAAAAGAAAUGUUCAAGAAAACAAAUAUUAAUUAAAUUAGAUGAACACUCAAAUUAUUAUUUAAUUUCAAAUGGAAUCAAUCCAUCUUAUUUAAAGAAAUAUGAUAAAGAUUAUUUCGUACAGAUGACAAAAGAUGAAGAAUAUGUGUUGGAGGACGGUGAUUCAUUCUCAAUGCUCUAUGAAAUGUUGACUUUCACUGUUGUCAUUGAAGUUAAUACAGAAUUUGUUGACUAUAGUAAAAAAACAAGUAGCAGCACUGCUUCAACCACUACUAGUAGCAAUAACAAGAGAAAGGAUAUCGAUGAUAAUAAUGAUGAUGAUACUAAUGAAAAAGAUACAAAUACAAAGAAACAAAAAAGUUUACCAGAAUGUCCAUAUGGAAAAAGUUGUUAUAGAAAGAAUGAAGAGCACUUUAAAGAAUUCUCACAUCCAUGGAAAGAUACAAAGGAUAGCAAAGAUGAAAAGAAAACAACAACGACAACUACCACAGCAACAAACAAGAAAGAUGAUAGUAAAGAUAAAAAUGGUGCUGCAAGUUCAACUACUUCCACAACAUCUGCUACUGCUAAGCCAACUACCACCGCCACCUCAUCCUCCACCACCACAGCAACAACAACAACAACAACAACAACAUCACCACCAUCAACAUCAACUGCAUCUGCAACAAAUAAUGGUAGUACCAAUGGUAGUAACAAUGGUAAACCAAACUAUAAAAAGAAGAAGCAAGUCAGUAGUAACAAACAAAGAUCAUUGUACUUCCCAUUUAUCUCUACAUUUGUUUAUAAUUUUAAAGUAGAUAUUGCAACUGAUAUUGCAAUUACUGAAAUAAAAUCAUAUUUAGAAUUUCACAAGGAAGAAGAUGAUAUUAAACUGAUAAUGUGUAUAGAUAAAUCGAUUUAUAACGAUAGCAUUGCAACGAAGCUAACGAAAGGUGUUGGAGAUGAACGAUUCUCGAUUGUACAAUGUGAUAGUGCCACUUCGGUGGAGCAGUUCAAUGUCGGCUGUAGAUUUGUUGCUAGCGAGACUACAUGGCGACUGAAACGAACACCACAGAACAAACAGCUCUACGAUAUCAUUGGCGAGGCCACUUUCGAUGCCGAGGUCAAACAACGAUAUCCAAAGCCUGGUACCGCCGGUAACAUCUAUGCAGUGCCAAUCAAGGAUCAACAGUCAAAGGCUGCCAAGGAAUUCAACAUCGAUGCCAUAUUCCUCACCAUUGGACCAAACAUGAACGAUAAGAAAUCAAACUACAUCGAAGACAUAGAUGAUGCCACACCACUCUUAACUCAAACCUAUCAAUCUUUAUUCUCGAAAUUAGACAACUAUGAUUAA
Molecule: messenger RNA, 1464 nt
Organism: Heterostelium album PN500
Lineage: Eukaryota; Evosea; Eumycetozoa; Acytosteliales; Acytosteliaceae
Exons: 5
Coding region: 1-1464 (487 amino acids)
Biological process (GO): double-strand break repair
Cellular component (GO): nucleus; site of double-strand break
Molecular function (GO): DNA-(apurinic or apyrimidinic site) endonuclease activity; protein binding; 3'-5' exonuclease activity
Source: RefSeq, a predicted model, not a curated record